Messenger RNA from Petromyzon marinus (sea lamprey), 6305 nucleotides. Its product is annotated as monocarboxylate transporter 7-like. Gene Ontology annotation, molecular function: monocarboxylic acid transmembrane transporter activity. Gene Ontology annotation, biological process: transmembrane transport; monocarboxylic acid transport. NCBI's taxonomy places the organism in Eukaryota, Metazoa, Chordata, Hyperoartia, Petromyzontiformes, Petromyzontidae. The record is from RefSeq and is a predicted model, not a curated record.
CCCCACACACACCGCACACACACACACAGCCCACGCCGGCUCCUCCCUCCUCUCCCGCUUUACUCAUUCAGCCGCUCGUCCCCGGCAUUCCGGUUGCCUCUCUCGCGUCCACGCGUCGCUCCACGCCACGAAAUCGCUAAACUUCACCCCCCCCCCACUACCUCGCCCCACUACCCCCCACACCGCCUCCACCCACCCACCCACCCCGAAACGUCGGUACCGCGCUGCCAGCGCCGGUUUAUUUAAAAGCGGGCCGCCCACCGGGACCGAACGCUGCUUCGUCUCGGUCACGGCGUUGCGCGCGUUGGACAAAGACCGGCAGCCGCCCGGGCAGUCGGUCGGUCGGGUGUGGGGUGGGGGGUGGUGGUGGUGGUGGUGUCCGGUCCGGGCGCCACCGGUCACUUAACCCGAGCUACCGGCCACCAGCAGUGCGGGCAGCUGCGGGGUGACCAGGAAGGGGAGGCCCGAGGGAGGAGCAGGAGGAAGAGGAGAACAAGGAGGCGGCGGAGGAGGAGGAGGAGGAGGCGGCAGAGGAGGAAGCCAUGGGCGUGAGGGCGACCGGCGGCGGUUGUGGCCGGGCGGUGGGUGCGGCCCUCCCCCCCGACGGCGGUUGGGGCUGGGCGGUGGCGGCCGCCUUCUUUGUGGUUGAGGCGCUGUCGUACGGCACCAUCAAGGCGUUCGCCGUCUUCUUCAACGACCUGCUCGCCGAGUUCAGCGCGACGCCGAGCGCCGUCUCCUGGGUCAUGUCCAUCUGCGUCUUCACCAUGACCUUCACCGGCCCCGUGUCGACGGUGCUGAGCAACCGCUUCGGCAGCCGGCCCGUGGUGAUGCUGGGCGGGCUGCUGUCGUGCGCGGGAAUCGUGGGCGCCUCGUUUGCGCGAUCCAUCACGGACAUGUACGUCUCCAUCGGCCUCGUGAGCGGGCUGGGCUUCUGCCUCAGCUUUGUGCCGACCGUCACCGCGCUGUCGCUCUACUUCGAGCGCCGGCGCGCCCUCGUCAUGGCCGUCGCCUCCACGGGCGAGUGCUUCGCCAUGUUCGCCUUCGCGCCAGGCUUCCACCUGCUCAAGGAGAGCAUGGGCUGGCGCAACGCCAUCCUCAUCAUCGGCGCCAUGCAGCUCAACAUCACCGUGUGCGGCGCCCUGCUGCGCCCGCUCCCCGAGCACUCCCAGCCGGAGCGGCGGCGGCGGCGGCGGGAGGCUGGCGACGACGGCGACGACGGCGUUGACGGCGCUGACCUCUCGGCCGACGAUGGCGAGAAGUCGUCGCUGGAGGCUCACUACAAACUGGAGAACGAGCAGACCGUCAGGUCGGUCGACUCGGGCGACUCGGGCGACUCGGGCGACUCGGGCGACUCCGGCAUCAAUUUCGGUGGCGCUGCCCCGCCGCCGGCGCGGGGGAAAAGUGACGAUGGCCGGCGCGAGUCGCGGCAGAGCCCGAGCGGUUCGGAACUGGCGAAGCCUUCGGGCGGAACGGGCGAGCGAGCGAAGCUGCUGGACUUUGCGCUGCUGCGCGAGCCGCAGUUCGUGUGCUACGCGCUCUUCGGGCUCUUCGCGACGCUCGGCUUCUUCGCGCCGCAGAUGUUCCUCGUGCCGCUGUGCGUCAGCUUGGGCCUGGCCGAGCAGCAGGCCGCCUACCUGCUCUCCGCCAUGGCCGUGGCGGAGGUCGGGGGCCGCGUGACGGCCGGCGCGCUGUUCGGCCGCCGCCCCCUGCCGGCGCUGCACCUGGAGCUGUGCUGCGUGUGCGGCCUGGCGCUGGUGCUGCUGGGCUUCCCGCUGGUGAGCGACUUCUGGGGGCUGGCAGCGUGCAGCGCGCUGUUCGGCCUGGCGUUCGGCAUGGUGGCGAGCACGCACAUCCCGCUCCUGGCCGAGGACGACGUCGUCGGGGUCGCCCGCAUGUCCUCCGGCGUGGGGAUUUACUUCUUCACGCAGAGCUUCGCCGGGCUCACAGGCCCGCCCAUCGCCGGCUGGCUGGUGGAGGCCACGCAGCGCAACUACGCGAUGGCCUUCUACACCUCGGCGGGAGGCGUGGCGCUGGGUGCCGCUUUCCUGGCGCUGGUGCGGCCCUGCCGCUGGAGGAGAAGGGGCCAGGCGCGGGCCGGCCCUGGCGAGGAGGAGCCUGGUGCGUCCCCGGUCGUCGUCAUCCCGCUCUCCCGCAAGGCCUCCGACGACGACGAUGAUGAUGAUGACGACGCGUUCUGGGAGAUGGACUUGCCGGAGAGCGGCGCCGUGUGAGACGCGGUGGUCGUCGUCUCUCCGUCCCUGGUUUUUGUUCCGAUAAUUUGAAAUUCGCUCCUGUUCUCACGUCGCCGCAUACCUGACGGACUCAAUUAAAUCACGAGUGCCGGUCUGCCUCAUCAACGUCGUCGUGGUCAUCGCGGUCAGUCCCGACAGCGAUGCCUGCCUCGCGCUGCUACCCAAGCACUCGGAAUUCACACUCGUUUGAAAACCGAGAAUCCCCCGCGCCACUUCGGCCGUGGCGGCGCACUGCUCUGGACCUCAUCGCGUGAUCCCCGGCCUCAAGGCGCCGGCGUCCGUAAACGUGGCUGGGCGUCGGUCGGGCCCCUGCGCCCUCCUGUGGCUGGGGGCGGCCUUCGUAACCCGCAUUCUGGCGGAGGUCGCUUCUGUGCCAGACGUCGGUGCCGGCGGCCGGAGUUUCCCAGCAACUCGUGGAUCCGAGGUCGAGUGGGGGGCCCCCUGGUCCCCAACUGCUCUUACUUUCCCGUGGGUUCCCCGAUCAUUUAAAUCCAUUUCAUUGUUUGGAUCACGUGAUUGUUUAGGGGCAUCUAAUCCCAGCUGUUCAUUAGGAGCUACUGCUCCUGAUUUCACGGUUCCUUUGAUAUAUCGCAGUAGUUUCAUGAGUAAUCAGAUCCGAUGGGUCUUCGGCUCGUUUUAAUCCUCAUCGCGAUGGAGGGUCAUCUUAUCCCAUUGUGUUUCUUGAUCCCAUGGGUUCCCUGAUACUACCCCAGACAGUCUGAUGAUAUGGGCCUUCCCAAUGUCGUUUUGCUUAUCGGCUCUGUAGGGGGGCCUCUGAUCUCAAUGGGUCCUUGCGAUCCCACAGUACACGGGGUCGCGGGUAUGCGGGGUCACCCAUGCACGGGGUCGCGGGUACACGGGGUCGCGGGUACACGGGAGUCGCGGGUACACGGGAGUCGCGGGUACACGGGAGUCGCGGGUACACGGGAGUCGCCGGUACACGGGAGUUGCGGGUACGCGGGGUCGCCGGUACUCGGGGUUGCGGGUAUGCGGGGUCGCGGGUAUGCGGGGUCGCCCGUAUGCGGGGGUCGCGGGUAUUGGGGGUCGUGGGGUCGCCCGUACUCGCGGGGUCGCCCGUACGCGCGGAGUCGCCCGGUGGAAUGUAUCGUUUGGUAUCACUUGAAAUCUGCGCUAAGACAGAGCACCGUGGCAUUAGCGUGCGGCUCCGGCGGCACCGCCCGCGGAGUUCGGAGAAACCGAUCAAGCCCCCGUUACCGUGGCGAUGGAGCCGUGUGGCCGGUGGAGUUUUUUUUCCCCUCUCCAAACAAAGCGUUUGUCUCGUUUCUUCUUGAAGGUGCCGAGAGUGCGAGCGACGCCUGAGUGUGCGUGUGUAGUUUUUUUCUGUUUGGUUUUGCGAGAUAUGACGACGUGUGUGUACACCUAGCCUGCCACAAGCACUGUUGAUGUCGCCGAUACUUGGUGGCUAUUGGCACCUGCUGCUGUUGUGGGGAGGGUGAGGGGCGGGGGGGGUAUGAAGUUAAUUUGCACAGAGCAAAUGUCGUGGCAUUAAACUUCCCCCACCCCCUCCACCACAUAUCCCCGAAACAUAAUUUAGCGUUUUCAUCGCACUUCUAAUUACCGGGGCGAUGGGAUUCGCCCAUUUUGUUUUGUUUGUUCGGAGCAACUUUAUACAACGUUUAAGUUGAGCGCACUGUUGUUACCACACGCGGUCGGAAAGGACGUGUCAUCAUUUACAUCGUGACGGCCGCGCGGGUUUGCUUGCUUGCUCGCUCGCUCUCGCAUGCAGUGUCCGUCCGUUAUAGCGCUCCUCUCUGAAAGUCCUGGACAUCGCGUCGGACAGUGUCUUGAACAGGCGGAGUUCGCCUCCAUUUAAGGUACUUGUGUUGUAUUUUGUUGAGUUUUUUUUUGGGCUCGGAGCCGCGAGCGUCUCUUAAUAAUGUAGCAUGGAGCAACUAAUUAUCGCAGCGAGUGUCGGACUUAACGUCUCUGUGCAAUCUCCCCGCGGCGUUUCACCGCUGCCGCCGCCGCUGCUGCUACUGCGACCGCGUGCGGGAAUGGUUUUGCCUGUAGCUGUCACGCGCCUCUGCCGCCGCUGUCUCCGUUACGUUUACACAGCGCUGUCUGACCUCAUUCAACCGACUACUUGUGACCCACUCGGCCUUCGGCCGCGCUGCGCCUCUACCACAGCUCAACGCGCACAACGCCGAGAUCCGGAUGAUCCGGCUCGGGGCCCCAGGGCUUCUACUGCAGCCGAUUUUGUGUCUGGGUCGGCAAAUAUUUUCCGCACAGGACGGCACACUGCAUCCAGCAUACUUCCUCUCCGUUUACGGUGGCGACGACUGCUCGUCACGCGCCCACCUACACCACGCCGGCCUACCCGCGACCCGGACAAUAUUGAGAGAGGGAGAACUUGAGCCCCCUGGAGGCACUGGUCGUCAUCGACCUCCUUACUGCAGGAGCCUCUCCGGAAGGGAAAUUAUUCGGCCCAUUUGUCUCGUAAUGUAAUGGGCGAGUGACUGUGCGUUUUCUGUUUUCGUUUGACGCGCAUUCGGAAGGUGUAACGAUGAGCGUCGAUUAGAUAUUUUUUUUUUAAUAUCUGCAUUCAAGCUCGCGUCUGACCCCCGACCUAACAGAUUUUCCAGGACGGGCCACAAGGCAGAUUCUUGGACACCCCAGGAUAGGUGGCAACCCCAUAAUCGCAUCGCGCGUUUCAGGAAUGUUCUAUUUUUGAACGGAAUUUAAUUUUUUUUUGUAGCCACCAGAUUCCUGGCAAGCAACGGUGAUCGAUUCGCCGAUUUAAAAUCGAUUCUUAUGCUGGUGACGCCAUCGAUUCCUGUAUGUAAGAACCUGUUUAUAAGAUUCAUAUAAAAAAUAAACGAUCUUUUUUUUUAACCACUACGUCUUCCGGCAAUUCGCAACGCAAUCGAGUCGCAAAAAUUCACAACGCCGGAAUUUCUGUUUGUACUACAAGGGGGGAGGGGGGGGGGAAGAGAAACUCAAGCGGUUGAAUCGAAACUGCGACUUGAUCGAAUCGUGCAGUAGGGGAGACGGGGGCGGUCAAACGUAACAUCCCCAUCUGCCCCCUGAACCUCCCCCCCCCAUUUCAGGGCAACAUUACACCAAAUGAAGUCCCCAGCCGUGUCUCCUGAGUGAGAUCGACGUGGCUGAAGCGAUUUCAAUUCUGGUAGGCUCCCGAGCUCUGAUAUCCCCACCCCCCCCCUCCCCGCGCUCUUUCCCACUGGCACAUCCGAGCAGUCCCAGGGCGGCGGGCGCCUCACGGUACUGGUCUGUGCCCCCCCCCCCCUGCCCCCCACUAGAUAUUUAUGGAAGUUGAGCCGAAAACGAACUGUGUUGCCCCCAUUGGCCAAAAAUAUACGACACCGGAAUGUGGCCCCCGGGGACUGAGAGAGGAGUCGUACGUUGAUUCGUUCACUGCGUGUAACUUCAGCGGCAUAGCACGGCUCGGCUUCUACAGUGGAAAAUAAAAACCCCUGGCGCCUCCUUUUCAAGCGGCGCCACGGCUGGCGCUGGCACGGCCCUGGCGCGGCUCGGUUGUGCAGUGGAUGGGGGGGAGGGGGGUGAUGUUGUAAACGCUGUAUGUGCACUGUCUGAUUUAAUGUGUUGUGGUUGCACUAUCGCGGCCACUGCUUACGUCUCGAGAACGCGCAGGAGAAGGAGGGGGCGGACCGCUCUUUUAAGAGUGGGGAGCGGAGAGGGGCGGCGAUGACCUUGUGACCCUCGUCCCGUGAGCUGCCCUCUCGAGUUGGGGAUACAAAGUUUGUGGGGCUGGAGUUGGGGGGGGGGGGUGUCUAUAGGAGCCAGUGGCUCCACGUGUAUGUAUGAUUGUUUAAAACUAAACAUCAUCAUCUGGCAUGUGCGGAGAUGUUCAUGAAUUGUAAAUCUGCCGUGCCGUAUUUAUUCUCGAUGACAGUCGAUAGUGGCAUUUGAUCGUCAUUAUUGUUAUCGUCAGCGGCGGCAAUUAUAAUUUGGCAAAAUUCAUCGUGCAGUACCACGCGGGCGCCCAUGUUGAAAUGCACGGUCUACUUUUAAAUUAUGCAAUAAAAUUCUCAUCGAUGAGGAGUCUUGAUAAUU